CAAAUAGCCGCGAAAAGAACCAAGAAAAGGAGAAAAAAGAAAAAUCGAAAUCCCUAUUUCCCCUUUUUUUAGAAAUUUAGGGUUUCUAAUAUUCCUCACUCUGCUCUCUUCUCCCAUUCCCCUUCUUCGUCCCGCUAUGUGUUUGUGCUGUCCCAAACCCUAGUUCUUGGUGAAAGGGGAAAAAAAUUAGGGUUUGGAGAUGUCAAUUGAAGAGAGCAGAUGCAAUGUGGAGUUGAAGCAGGAGGUUCUGUCAUCUAAUGAGAGGUUGUUAACGUACAGGAGAAGGAAACGUGCGAGAAAUGGGUUUUCAGCGGACGAGGAGGCUAUGAAGGAACUUCGUCAUAUAAUGUUAUGUACUACCAAUUGUGGGCAAGGUGAUAUUUCAAGAAGAAAUAGCCACUGGAGAAACGUGUUGGAACACAUGCUGCAAUUGCCAGAUGUCUGUGAAGGUGGUGGUAUUGAAAGCAGUAUCAGUGAUGCACUAACCCAUGGCCCGCCUGCGGAUAAUAGAGAGUCUAAUAUGGCUGAUGUUCGUGCAGACAUUACUGAUAGUAAGGACAGACAUAAAAGCCACUUUGGCGUGACAUGUCAGUCUAUAAGGAUGGAUGUUUCGGAAUAUACCUUAGUGAAUGUGUCAGAAACGGGAACCUAUGAUCCGACCAAUGCAAUUGCUGACAAGCAAAAGUGCCAGGAUGCUUUCUUUAAUAUUUUAUGCUCGGAGAAAUUUGCUUCCUUAUGCAAUUUACUUUGUGAAAGCUUCCAAGUCAUAAAAGUUGACAAGUUAUUUGACAUUAGCCAGAUCAACUCCAAUAUGAAAAAUGGAGUGUAUGACCAGUCUCCGGGAUUAUUUAGUGAAGAUCUGCAGCAGCUGUGGAGAAAGUUCAGAAAAAUUGGUGAAGAAAUGGUCCUUCUUGCGAGUUGUCUUUCAAAUAUGUCCCAAGGGGUUCAUCAGAAGCAGGUUGCAGAAGACCUGGUAGGGGAAAGCUGUCCGCUGAAAUGUGAGGAGAACUGUCAGGUCGAAGCUAUAACAAAGAAUUCCAACGGCUCAAAUACCAUGAUACAACUCCCAUCCUGUGAAUCUGUUCCCUCCACUAAACCAAAUCAAACCGAGGUUUCUGUUCUUUACAAAGCUUGCACUUGCAAGCAAUGUGGCAAUGAAGCCGAUGCUAAGCACAGUCUUAUCUGUGAUGAAUGUGAAGCUGUCUAUCAUUUCUCUUGUGUCAAGCCUACUGUCCAAGAAAUCCCCACUAAGAGCUGGUAUUGCACUUUCUGUUCUCAGAAAACAAAACAAUCUUCUUCAGAAAAUACCCAAGAAAAUGGCUUGCAUAAUAGUAACUGUGCGGUAUGUGAGAGGCUUGAAAUCCCCGAGCCGAAAGAGAACCUCAAUGAAAGCAUCGGGGAGAGCUCGGACUCUAGUCUGGAGUCUGAUGAGCCACCAGAACCAUCUAGGACUGCUUUAUCGCGCUUAUGCAAGCAAUGUGGAACUUGUGAAGAUGACGAUAAAAGAUUCUUAAUAUGUGGGCAUAGUCAAUGUCCGUAUAAGUUUUAUCAUAUCCGGUGCUUGACAACUACGCAAAUGGCGAGUCUUCAACAGAAAGGCCAAGAUUGUUGGUACUGCCCUUCUUGCCUCUGUAGGGCUUGCUUUCAUAACAAGGAUGAUGAUAAGAUAGUCUUGUGUGAUAAUUGCGAUGAGGCUUAUCAUAUAUAUUGUAUGAAACCUCCGAGGGCUUCGAUACCUAAUGGUCAGUGGUAUUGUCUAAAGUGUAAUAUAGCAAAGGCGAAAGAAGGGAUGAAGAGGUAUGAGCAGUGGGUCUUGCAACAGCAUGGAAAAAAGAACGGCAGACAAGCUAAUGAAGAAAAUAGGCAUGUGGAUAUGAUACUCAAAGUUGUUGAUGAGUUGAACUCAGAAGAGAAAUCUGCGGCUAGAAGAAAAAAGUAGAACAAGAAAACUAUUUGCAUGUCCAUCUAAAUCCCUGCUCAGUGAGGAUUUUGAUUUUUGACAGUUGGGUGCAUCCUUGCCCUUGUGUCUACUUUUCGGUAGCUUAAUUGUAUUUUUGGUCCCAUGGAUGGAGCAUUGGCAUAGUACCUGUACUUUCCAGAAAAUGUGACAAAUGCAUCUUUUUCUGUAGGCGAUUUUGGCAAAAAAAAAUACAAGGGGUGGUUUACAAAUUUUUGAUGUUUCAGUAGAAAUCCAAUAUCUUCUUGAAGGCAUUAUGAUGAUUUUGCAUUUGUAAGCUUCUCUAGCAGGAUGAAAUAAACUACUAGUGAAGAAUGCUUUUA
Molecule: messenger RNA, 2280 nt
Organism: Asparagus officinalis (garden asparagus)
Lineage: Eukaryota; Viridiplantae; Streptophyta; Magnoliopsida; Asparagales; Asparagaceae
Product: PHD finger protein EHD3-like
Exons: 6
Coding region: 200-1939 (579 amino acids)
Source: RefSeq, a predicted model, not a curated record